Messenger RNA from Suillus clintonianus, 1155 nucleotides. RefSeq lists its product as uncharacterized. The transcript is spliced from 8 exons. Bases 1 to 990 code for a protein of 329 amino acids. Lineage: Eukaryota; Fungi; Basidiomycota; Agaricomycetes; Boletales; Suillaceae. The record is from RefSeq and is a predicted model, not a curated record.
AUGUUGCCACUCACCAAGGCAUGGUCGUUGAUAGUGGUCCUGGCAGCAGCAGCAGUUGUACCCAGAGGUGCUUUUGCGCAGACGUCCAAUGUGACAUGCGUGGCUGGCUUUGACUGGAUGAACAACAGCAUCUCGCAGAACCCUUGCACAGUUGCUUCCUACCUCGAGAGCGUCUGCUGGGGUGGAGAUUUUACAAUCAGUCCUUUACCUGUCGAUACCCAUUAUGCAGCCCCUACAACCGCUGAAGCCAACUCUUGCGAAUGCAGUUCAGUGACCUACUCGUUGAUUAGCGCUUGCGGCGAUUGUCAGAACCGAACGUAUCUAACCUGGGCUUCCUGGAGCUACAAUUGCUCUGUGAUAUACCCCCAAGUAUAUCCAAUGAACAUUCCCAGUGGUACCUUAGUUCCACAGUGGGCUUACCUUAACGUGACCAAUGGGUUCGACCCCGUCGCAGCGCAAAGUGUUGGAGACCUCCCAGAAUCUACUGCAACCAAAGUACAAUCCACUGGCACAGUGACUUAUUCGACCAGCGUGUCUGCUUCUGCGACCGGUAUUUCGGCCGCGGCAGGAUCUUCAACGACAACAUCAUCACCAACCGCUUCGAAAAGUUCAAACGUCGGAGCUAUAGCUGGAGGUGUUGUUGGCGGAAUUGUGGGAGCUGCAGCCAUCAUAGGCUUUGCGACGUGGCUCUUUGUCAAACGCCGUCGCUCCUCCACAGCGCCAUCGGCCGCUUUCAGCGACAUUGGCGGAGGUCCGGGCUAUACCCACAGUGUUUACUCCGCUAAUCCUAGUCCAUUCCCAAUGCAACCUCAAAUGACGCAGCAACAGCGUCUCUACGACCCCUCUGACCCGACCACUUUCCCGGGUUCCCCUCCCUCUCCCACCCUCCAAACCACCGGAUCGAGCAACAUAUACCACAACCCAUCGAUACCCUCAGCCUUUUCCCAACAGCCGCGUCCUGGGCAGUACAGUGGUACUCCGGAGAUUUGAAUGCGAGCUCGAGGCUGAUUGACGAUCUGUGACCGGUGACCAUUGGAUAUGAUUCCUUCCUCUCUGAUAAUCUGACAUUACAGUUACAAUUGUAUAUCCGUAGCUGCGUGUUCGUCCAUUAUUUGUUGGAUCAGUGCUUAUUAUUGUUAUAACGAGCUUUUCAAA